Panicum hallii is the source of this 2923-nucleotide messenger RNA. Its product is annotated as pyrimidine-specific ribonucleoside hydrolase RihA-like. The transcript has 10 exons. Bases 121 to 2736 code for a protein of 871 amino acids. The record is from RefSeq and is a predicted model, not a curated record. NCBI's taxonomy places the organism in Eukaryota, Viridiplantae, Streptophyta, Magnoliopsida, Poales, Poaceae. Gene Ontology annotation, molecular function: hydrolase activity, hydrolyzing N-glycosyl compounds.
CGUCAUGCAGGAAGCCAAGCUAGCCGCGAGGAGUCCUCUCCGACGCGCAGCCACCUCUUCCGCCGCCGCCAGCCACCGCUCCGUGCCCCUCGCACGCGCGCGAGCAGCGGACGGUCCUCCAUGGUCAGGCGGACGACGGCGGCGGCGCCGAUGACGGUGAGCGCCCGCGCAAGGGCGGCGAUGAUGGCCGUGGCCGUGUUGUGGUUCCUUGCGGUAGCGGCAGCCGGUGUCGCGGCGGCGCCGCGGCGGAUCCUGGUGGACACGGACAUGGACACCGACGACCUGCUCGCGCUGCUGUACAUCCUCAAACACAGCCGCUCCGAGUUCGACGUCAAGGCCAUUACCAUCAACGCCAACGAGUGGAGCGACGCAGGGCACGCCGUCAACCACCUCUACGACAUCCUCUACAUGAUGGGCCGCGACGACGUCGCCGUCGGGGUCGGCGGCGACGGCGGGAUUUCGAGCGCCGGCGACGUUCGCCCCGACGUCGGCGGCUACCUGCCACUGAUCGACCAGGGAAUGUCAACGGCCGGAGGCUGCCGGUACCGGCAGGCCAUCCCGUCGGGGCGCGGCGGACGGCUGGACGUCGACACCAACUCCGGGGUCCGGAGGGGCUUCCUCCCGCAGGGUUCCCGUGGGUACCGCCCGCUCCGGCAGCCCACGGCGCAGCGGGUGAUGGCGGACACGCUCUCCGCCGGCCCGACCACGGUGAUCCUCCUCGGCGCGCACACCAACCUCGCGCUACUCCUCAUGACGCACCCGCACCUGCGGCGGAACGUGGAGCACGUCUACGUCUCCGGCGGCGCCGUUAGGGUCCCGGGCAACCUGUUCACCGCCUCCGCCGCCAACCCGGCCGCUGAGUUCAACUUCUUCGGCGACCCCUUCUCCGCGUACCAGGUGCUCCACUCGGGCGUCCCGGUCACGAUGAUCCCUCUCGACGCGACGAACACGAUCCCCGUCACGGAGGAGUUCUACGCCGAGUUCCGGCGGCGCCAGAGCACGUACGAGGCGCAGUACUGCUUCCAAUCGCUGGACGAGGUCCUGGCGCGGCAGAUGAGGCGGACCGGCGGCGGCCAUGCCAACACGGGCUACUACAUGUGGGACGCCUUCGCCGCCGGCGUGGCUCUCUCCAGCAUGCGCCAUGGCGAGACCGGCGGCGUCAAUGAGUUUGCCGAGCUCGAGUACAUGAACAUCACCGUGGUAACCUCCAACGAACCGUACGGUGCGCGCGACGGCUCGAAUCCCUUUUUCGAUGGCCGAGCUACUCCAAAGUUUGGACUGCAAGAGGGUGGAGUUCACAGUGGCCAUGUUCAGACUGGGGUCAGAGAUGCCUUCUGCCUGGUGCCAGGAGGCAACAGAGGAAGAUGUGAGGAUGGAUUCACUAAGGAAGUGUCCGGUCCAGAAGCAGUCAGGGUGUACGUCGCAACGAGGGCGAAGCCGAACACCGAAAAAAAUAGCUCACUGAAUAGGGAAUUUUUCAAGAGCUUCCUAGAGGUUCUAAAUCUCCCUGAAAACGCUGGCCGUUUCAACAUAAGUACACAGUUCCCACAUUACAGAGAAAUUCUCUACAAGCCAGAUUUCAGGAAUGUAAGCAGGGGUAAGCCAGUUAUUUUUGACAUGGACAUGAGCCCCGGAGAUUUUGUGGCCCUCAUAUACCUCUUGAAGGAACCUAGAGAAGUAAUUGAUCUAAAGGCAGUUUUGGUCAGUGGCAAUGGCUGGGCUAAUAUCGCGAGCAUCGAUAUCGUUUACGACGUUCUACAUAUGAUGGGUCGCGACGAUGUCCCGGUCGGUCUUGGCAAUACCACUUCAUUGGGCAAUCCAACCCUUGGUUGCAAAAAUUUUUAUGCUAUUCCCCAUGGCAGUGGUGGAUUUAUUGAUUCAGACACAUUGUAUGGAUUGGCUCGGUCACUGCCAAGAAGUCCUAGAAGGUACAUGUCUGAAAAUUUAGAUCAUCCGGAACGCCAGCAGCCACAUGCUUAUGAUGUUUGGCAGUCAGUCAGGAAGCAACUUGGUCCAGGUGAGAAGAUCACAGUUCUUACCAGUGGACCUCUCACCAAUCUGGCCAACAUUUCACUAUCUGACAUCGAUGCAAGCUCUGUAUUAGAGAGAGUUUAUGUCGUCGGCGGAAACAUCAGAGAUAGUGAUCAUGACAAGGGAAAUGUGUUCACGGUUCCAUCGAACAGAUAUGCAGAGUUUAACAUGUUCCUUGAUCCACUGGCUGCAAAAACAAUCCUAGAAUCCAGUCUGAAUAUCACACUCAUCCCUCUUACCGUGCAACGAAAGGUUGCUUCAUUUGAGGGUAUCCUUGCAGCUUUGGAGCAACACACGCAGCAUACUCCCGAAUCAAGGUUUGUCCAUGGUUUGAUCUCGCUGCUACAGGAACUUCAGAUGAAACAGAAAUUGUAUCAUCACAUGGACAUAUUUCUGGGAGAAGUUCUUGGUGCAGUUUACAUGGUCCAAGGAUCUAACUUGGAACCCUCUGUGAAAGUCAAGCGAGUAAGCAUUGUUGCCAACACAACCGAAAGUACAGAUGGGCAAAUUUUGGCCAGGAGAAAGAGUGCAAACCUACUGAAAAUACUUUAUAAUUUAAACAAUGGAGUAUAUUACAACCAUCUGGCAAAUUCAUUGGCAAACAAUAAGCAAUCUGCGGUUGUUGGGAGCUUUGAAGAGCAAAAGGCAAUUUGGAGCAGGCCACAAAAACAAUUCAUGGCAAACAUAGCAAAGGAUAUGAAAUAAGUAAUGUUCUGAAGCAAUAUUGCUGGGAAAUGAUUAAUAUUAUAUACCAAAGGUCAAAACAGUUUACAGCAUAUUUCAUCAUUUUUAGAUUCAAAAAAUAGAAAGGGGUAUCGACAGAGUUACAGUUGUAUGAAAGGGAAUUCAUACAGCAAUGAAAUUUAUAUUUCUCCAGAUGGGGUUUCAUUUA